This is a messenger RNA of Bactrocera latifrons, 3922 nucleotides long. RefSeq names its product Krueppel homolog 1 (gene Kr-h1). The record is from RefSeq and is a predicted model, not a curated record. Lineage: Eukaryota; Metazoa; Arthropoda; Insecta; Diptera; Tephritidae. The transcript has 5 exons. Gene Ontology annotation, molecular function: DNA-binding transcription activator activity, RNA polymerase II-specific; RNA polymerase II cis-regulatory region sequence-specific DNA binding. Bases 791 to 3355 code for a protein of 854 amino acids. Gene Ontology annotation, cellular component: nucleus. Gene Ontology annotation, biological process: regulation of transcription by RNA polymerase II.
AGCGGUCCACAACGUAUCCGCCGAGUAGACGUACUCAAAGCUAAACACGAACUUUCUUUAUAAUUGUAUAUAUUUACCUACAUAUGUACAUAUAUAAUGCAUUAUAAUAGAAUGAGAAAGGUGAAGCGUAGUUUGAAUUAAAUUUAAACGGAAAUUAUAAAAAUAUGACGCUAAAAAGUGAUCCAAAACGAAGUGAAUGAACAAAUUUAUUUGAACAGAAACAUUUUUGGCAACCAGUGAAAACAUUUUGAACAUAUGUACAUACAUACAUACAUAUGUAGAUAUGCACGAGAACGUUUAAACAAUUCUAAAACCUAGAAAAAAUACAGAUAUUAAAAUCAAACAUCUGUAUGAAUACACAUACACAUAUGAAAGUAAAUAAGUAUGUGAGAAUGUACAACUUUAAAGUUGACAUGAAUAAAUACUUACGUAAACUAAAAAUCAUUCGAAGGGGAAAUAUGCUUGAUAAUCCGAAAAAAUUAGAAAAAACAUAAUGUCAUGUAAAAAUAAAAACAGACAGUGUGCAAAAAACAUUCUCUCUGGAAGUAUUGUCAUUGACGUUUCURUUACUAAAAAGUUCAGAACCAAACAAAUAAAGGAAACUUUUGGUGUAAAUGUAUAACACUCAAAUUAAUCAAAUAUAUUUUAAUAAAUAAACAAUUUACAAAAGCUAUAAGCUGACGAAUAUUUUACUUUGAGCAUUUGUGAUUUAAAUAAGGAGCACAAUCUUUUCAACCGGACAAAGAAUCGAAAUUGCACUAAAAACGCCUUUUAUGAGACACCAAAUAAAAUGGUAUAUCACCAAUCUUCACCACUGGUUAUUAAGACAGAGAAGCUUAAUCAAGCUCAAUUCUGCACCACUCUACAGACAAGAACAGAAUUAAGUUCUGUUACAACAUCAAGAAUCUUAGAAGCACAUCAACUGCAACACGGCGCUCCAGUUCUAUAUAGCAACAACAGCAAUGUUACAACAAUGCAGCAGCAACAGCAGUUAGCGUCAACAUCAUUACCUCAUACAAGUAUUAUAUCCAUCAAUGAGCCACAAAUGACUGCAGCGAAUAUAAGUUUACCUGACAAUAUCAAAGCAGAACCGAAUAUCGGCAUAUAUGGAACUGCYGUACCUGGCAGAACCACAAAUGCCCCCGCUACGACGUUGCAAGUAAAUGGCAGCGGCAACGUAAACCGCAAACACACUGUAAAUAAGCCAAAAUUUAAAUGCGAACAAUGUGGAAUGACCUUCGGUAGUAAGUCGGCACACACCUCACACACCAAAUCUCAUGCGAAAAGCAAGGAUUUAGUUGGUGUUUCCACGGCAGAGUCUACCAGACGGGCAGAAAUCAGCGAAACUAUUACACCAGCGGGUAUACCAAAGAUGCCAAAUAUGACAGGUGAUCCAUAUCAAUGUAAUGUUUGUCAAAAAACAUUUGCGGUGCCCGCCAGGCUGAUCCGCCAUUAUCGGACGCAUACCGGCGAACGGCCCUUCGAAUGUGAGUUUUGCCAUAAACUAUUCAGUGUGAAGGAGAAUCUACAAGUUCAUCGACGUAUACACACCAAAGAACGGCCGUAUAAGUGUGAUGUCUGCGACCGAGCUUUCGAACACUCGGGUAAAUUGCAUCGCCACAUGCGCAUCCACACCGGCGAACGGCCGCAUAAAUGCUCUGUCUGCGAGAAAACAUUUAUACAAUCUGGGCAAUUAGUUAUACAUAUGCGUACACAUACUGGCGAAAAACCCUACAAAUGUCCCGUUGAGGGUUGCGGUAAGGGCUUUACCUGCUCCAAACAACUGAAAGUGCAUUCACGUACUCACACCGGUGAAAAACCUUAUCAUUGCGAUAUAUGUUACCGCGAUUUUGGCUACAAUCAUGUACUCAAACUACAUCGCGUACAGCACUAUGGAUCCAAAUGCUAUAAAUGUACAAUUUGCGAUAGGACUUUUGGGAGCAAAAAAGAAAUGGAAGCGCAUAUUAAGGGUCAUGCCAAAGAGUUACCAGAUAACGAGGAUGGAGUUGAAGCUGGUGCAGUUAUUGCCGACAACACCAGCAACUCARCAUCUAGCAGUUCGAGUGGCGAAGUAUCAUCAACACCGGCUUCACCUUUAUCAGCUACUCCGUCCGAUGUGGCGUCUGUUAAACCGCGCAAAACAAAGCGUAGUCGCGUUCAAUCUAUAAAAAAAUCUACUUCUAAUACGCCUAACAAGCCAUCGCCAMGAUUCACAUCAUCGCCAAGCUUAUCGCUUGCAUCUACAUCUCGUCUUUCAGAUGGUAUGCCCGAAUCCAUGCCCACAUCGCCACAAACACCACAAACACUGGAAGUCGACUAUCAGAGCCGCGAUAGUGGAGUAGAUAGUGCCAGCAAUAAUCGUCAAUUAUCCAUCUCUUUAGCCGCUAUUAAUUCGACUAACAACAAUGCACAACAUASCUUUACUUAUAUAAUUGAAGAUCUACCAACAGAUCUAAGUAAACAACCUGCACAACCAGAAUUACAACAAACAACAACUACGAAAUUGUAUCCAACACAAAAUUCAUUAAACURUCAUCAGCAAACAGUUCCACCAAACUACAUUUAUCACCAUUUACAGCAACAGAGCAUAGAUUUCGAUCAGUCUGAACUCGAACCACCGACUAUCAAUCCAGCUUUACUGGAAGCUGCCUCUAUUGUGAGGCGGCGUGAUAUGUUAGAUUCUCCACGUGAAGAGGAAGUUACYUUUGGGGGAAUAUUGUUUAAGCAGACACGACACACGGAAAACCAAAACCAAUUUCAACCACAACAUAGAAGCCAUGAUCAUAAAUAUCAGGAGCAAAUGAAUGAACCCGUUUACGAUAUUGAGCGCUCUAACUUAAUAGCAUCACAUCAACUUUCUAUUAGUCAUGAUUUAUCGCAAUACGAUGACACACGAGAGGCCAACGARUUGAUUGAGCAUUACAAACGAGGAGAGCUUGCGCGGCAUGGUCUGCACAAGGGAUACGCACCAGUGCCUAAGUAUGAGCCUUCGCUACUCAACAACGAGAUUGUGCGUCAAGUGGAAGCUGCAAUAGCGCCAUUACGUUCCUCGACUGAAUCGCCAGAACGUUCAUCAUCACCCGAGAGCGACUCCAUGAUGAUGGCCGAUCGUGAUGUAAUGACACUACCGUUGCGCAAGCGUAAACUUUACAUGCACGAAGGAUCACCAAUCGAAUCGUCAGCUAUAAAUGUGCCCACACAUGAAAUGGAAAAGACACUUGGCCAUAUUGGUGUAGCAUCGGGCCGUGUUGAACCAAGCCAUGUCACCAUCGACGCGGUAGCCAAUGCUAACCAUGAAACCGGCGCAAAGGUGAUGCGUAUGAGUUCAGUUAUACAAUUUGCCAAAGCUUCAUAACUUUAAAUAAUCGCAAGUGACUUCAAAUGAUUGCGCAAUAAACUGUUUCAUUUGAGAAAACAAUUAAAGACUGUUAAGCAAAUUUUAUAUUUACGUAAUGUAGCGGAAAUAAAUAAAUGGAAUAAGCUGCGCUAUACGAUAAUUGAUCCGUACACAUCGGAUCUUCAUAGACAAACAAUUUUACGAGUAUAUGCAUUAAUACAAUAUAUAUAGUAUGUAUGUAGGUUUUAAUACUUAGUUCGUAAUAUUUGUUAGCAUUGAUUUUGCCAAAAGUAUUAUUUUAGAUACUGAUAUAUUAGUUAAUCAUUUAUAACAUUGAACUGUGUGUGUGAAUAUGAAUGCCUACAUACAGACUUAAAUGUAUUUCAAAGUAAUUUUUAACUAGAGAUAAAACCUACAAAUUCUUUAUAAACAAAAACGAGCUCGCGAUUGAACAGAAGUGGCAUUAUACUUGUAAUUAUUAUCAUAGUCAAUAAAUACUUAGUUUAAUGUAUGCUAAAAAUUAAUUAAAGGAUAGUAUACACAUUCACACAUAUGCUUAUAAGUAAAAAUAUAACUUUAACUUUU